Molecule: messenger RNA, 423 nt
Organism: Acanthisitta chloris (rifleman)
Lineage: Eukaryota; Metazoa; Chordata; Aves; Passeriformes; Acanthisittidae
Gene: CD164L2
Product: CD164 sialomucin-like 2
Exons: 4
Cellular component (GO): cytoplasmic vesicle
Source: RefSeq, a predicted model, not a curated record
GGAGACUGCAGCGAGCUGAGGUCCUGCGAGACAUGCAUAGCUGUCACCCACUCACACAACACCACAGGCUGUGUCUGGGUGGGCUGUGGGACCCACGAGGAGCCAGAAACAGGGAGCUGUGUGCAGAGAGGAGCAGCAACACGGGAAAACUGUGCAUUCUACAACACCAGCACCCUGUGCCGAGCCCUGAAGUCCCCCACAGAAGAGCCUCCACGGUCCCAUAGCAAGGAGCCAGUGACACACUCCACAAGGACCACCACCACCACCAGUGCCCCACUGACAGAUAGCCCUGAGUUUCGCCCACCUGGCUUUGACACUGCCAGCUUCAUCGGGGGCAUUGUGCUGGUGCUGAGCAUCCAGGCUGUUGCCUUCUUCAUCAUCAAGUUCAUCAAGUCAAAGGACAGCACCUACCAAACUCUGUAA